Phalaenopsis equestris is the source of this 1586-nucleotide messenger RNA. Its product is annotated as amidase 1. Bases 62 to 1381 code for a protein of 439 amino acids. The record is from RefSeq and is a predicted model, not a curated record. Lineage: Eukaryota; Viridiplantae; Streptophyta; Magnoliopsida; Asparagales; Orchidaceae. The transcript is spliced from 9 exons.
AUGAUACCUUCGGGUGACAAGGAAACCAACAGCCAACCAGCCAAGCGAGCUCACAAGCAGGAUGAUGGCGGAAUCAAAGGCCGAAGAGUACGGAGCUUUCAUUCAAAGAUUUGACCUUUACCCUUUGCCUCGCUCCCCAGAUUUGCCGUCACUACCACUUGAAGGCCUCAUCUUCGCUGUCAAGGACAUAUUUGAUAUCGAUGGCUACGUUACUGGAUUCGGGAAUCCAGAUUGGGCAAGGACUCAUAUGCCAGCCACAUCCACGGCGCCAACUGUUUUAGCUCUUCUCCAAGCAGGAGCUACUUGUGUUGGUAAAACGGUGAUGGAUGAAAUGGCCUACAGCAUCAAUGGAGAGAAUAAGCAUUACGGGACACCUAUUAAUCCAUGUGCUCCAGAUCGAGUGCCUGGAGGAUCUUCUAGUGGAUCUGCAGUGGCUGUUGCUGCAGGCCUUGUUGAUUUCUCUCUAGGUACCGACACUGGUGGAAGUGUGAGAGUACCAGCAUCAUACUGUGGAGUCUUUGGUUUCCGGCCUUCGCAUGGUGUUGUCUCCACUAGGCAUGUCAUCCCCAUGGCUCAAAGCUUUGAUACUGUUGGAUGGUUUGCAAGAGAUCCUGUGACCACAAGCAAAGUCGGCCAUACUUUACUGCAAUUGCCCGGUGAAGUAAAUGUAGAACCAACUCGCUUUAUUAUCGCUAAUGACUGUUUCAAGUAUCUUGGACUACUUGGUGAAAAAAUUUCUCAUAUUGUCGUCGAGUUUGUCCGGGCCACUUUUGGAAGUCAUCUGAUUACCUAUGAAAACCUUGGAGAUUAUAUUCUUCAGAAGGUUCCUAUUUCAAGAAAUUUUAUAAAUACAGUCCCUGAAAGUCAAGCUUUUCCAAUACCAGCACUAGGCGCUCUGUCGUAUGCCUUGCGUGUGAUUCAGAGGUUUGAAUUUAAAUGUAAUCAUGAGGAAUGGUUAAAUAAUGUGAAACCCAACUUGGGUCCUGGAAUAUCAGAAAGAGUAAUGGAUGCCCUGGCAUCAACAGAUGAUAAUUUAGAAAGCUGCUGGAAAUUAAAGGCUGAGUUCAAGGCUGUUUGGACUGACCUUUUGGGAGACUACGGUGUCCUUGUAAUACCUACCGUUCCAGGGCCACCUCCAAACCUCAACCUGGAUGGUAUUACAUUGAGCGACUUUCGUGCCAAAGCUUUCAGUUUGCUAGCCGUUGCAGGCAUGUCUGGCUUUUGCCAGAUCUCUGUUCCACUGGGGAUGCAGAAUGGCCUUCCUGUUUCAGUUUCUCUGUUAGCAAGAGAUGGAGCAGAUUUUUUCCUUCUUCAUCUUGUUCAGGCUUUCUAUCAAACUGUAAAAGAACGAGCUGCUGCUAUUUGGGAAUCUGGUUUGUGAAGAACAUUUGGAUAGUUACUGUAUUUUCUGUACACAUUCUGCUUAAUGACAUGAAUGAACGGUAAUGAUUCUGGAAAGACAAAUAAACAGUGAUGUUUUGCUUUGAAAAAGAGGUGCAUUCAUGUUUAUUAUCACUUGAGAAAAUUUAGAGAAAAUCUUAUUCUAGAGCACCGUCAAGGAUUCUUAGGGUCCAGAUGCUGUAAAU